CUUACAUCCCACGUCGCCAGGAUCCGGGCUUGCAGCAGCAGCAGCACCCGCAGGUACAGCAAAACUCUUGCCGCACAGACCCCUCGGCUACAAGCGGAGCAUCCGACGCGUCAGUGUGCUGUGUGUCUUCGGGUUGCAACCUGUCAGGUGUGUCCAUUCAGGCCAUUUCCCCGACCAGUUCCUGUCCAGCGUCGCUUCCUUGUCCUUCCAAACACCUUGUUUGUUUUACCUGCCGACAACUAAUCGCCUAAACAACAACAAUGUCUAACCGUGAGCGUGCAAUGGGAAUGGACAGAGCCCUCUCGUCCAAGGUGAUGGCCAAGUACGACUCUGGUGCAGAGUACGAAGUCCGCCAGUGGAUCCAACAGCUGACUGGUGAGGACAUCGGCACAGGUGCUGUUGAGGUGGAGAAGAAGCUGCGAAAUGGACAAAUUCUGUGCAGAUUGGCAAAAGCUGUGUAUGAUGGCACCCCAAACCUCCCUCCCGAGGCUCGCGGCUACAAAAUCAGGUGGAACAACAUGGCAGCACCUUUCAAGCAGAUGGAGAACAUCGAGGUGUUCCUGAAGGCGUGCGAGAACUAUGGAGUGCCCUCCACAAGCCUCUUCCCCACCGCAGACCUCUUUGAGGGCCGCAACAUGGCCAUGGUCAUCUCCACCAUCCUGCAGUUUGGCAGUGAGGCUCAACGCCAUGGCUUCAACGGCCCGACAUGCGGCCCUAAGCCAACCGAGCGACACCAGGUUCAAUUCUCGGAAGAACAGCUUCGCGCCGGCCAGGGCAUCAUUGGUCUGCAGGCUGGCACCAAUAAACUGGCCUCCCAGUCAGGCAUGUCAUUCGGCGCUGUGCGCCAUAUCGCCGACAUCCGCGCAGAUGACGCAAGCAAAGAGGGUCAAGCAGUCAUUGGUCUUCAGGCCGGAAGUAACAAAGGCGCCUCGCAAUCCGGCAUGGCCUUCGGAGCUGUCCGCCAUAUUGCCGACAUCCGGGCUGACGAUGCCUCCAAAGAGGGUCAGUCUGUCAUUGGUCUCCAGGCCGGAAGUAACAAAGGCGCCUCGCAAUCCGGAAUGUCCUUUGGAGCUGUCCGCCACAUUGCCGACAUCCGGGCUGACGAUGCCUCCAAAGAGGGUCAGACGGUCAUUGGUCUUCAGGCCGGAAGCAACAAGGGUGCCUCACAAUCCGGAAUGUCCUUCGGCGCUGUCCGCCACAUUGCCGACAUCCGCGCCGACGAUGCCUCCAAAGAAGGUCAGACUGUCAUUGGUCUGCAAGCCGGAAGUAACAAAGGCGCAUCUCAGUCUGGAAUGUCCUUCGGCGCUGUCCGCCAUAUUGCCGACAUCAGGGCAGACGACGCUUCCAGGGAGGGUCAGACUGUGAUUGGUCUGCAGGCCGGCACCAACAAGGGCGCCUCGCAGGCUGGAAUGAGCAUGGGAGCCCAACGCCACAUCGCUGACAUCAAGGUUGAUGACAUAUCCUCCGCCUCUAAAGCUACCAUCAACCUCCAGUAUGGUUCCAACAAGGGAGCUAACCAGGCUGGCAUGAGCUACGGAUCCCCGCGCGACAUCAAGGGCAACUAGAGGGUCAGAGGUCGUCAGAUUGAAAGCAACGUCACUGUACGGGAUUUACCAAUAAGAGCGAGGAAAACAGGAAAAUAAACCCUCCAAAAAGACACUUUUGGCCGAACAAAUUUCGAACAUAUUUGCCUGAUUCUUUUGAUUUUCUUUCGAAUGAUUCGAUUUCUCUAAACUUUGUGUCCCUUAAUACCAAACUCCCAGCUGCGAUGUGGUCAGGUUUUUUUCGAUAAUGGCUGGAACAUUCUUUUUAAUACAAGAAGAAAUUUUUCAGCAGCUUAAGUACAGGUAUAAGCUUUGUUGUAUAUCAUUUAGAAUUGCUUUGAUCACCUUGUUUUAAACCCGUGGUUCAACUGAUUGUAAUUACAUCGGCAAUCUGCAUCAAACGAUUGGUACCAUUCACUUGCACCGCGUUUUAUCGAUAUCGUCUGUUUGUUUUAUUGUUUGGGUUUUUUUGUUUUUUUGUUUUUUUUUUUUUGUUUUUUUUUUUUUUUGGUUUUCGAGAUGCAAUUUAAGAGGGCUAGGUUUGUGUUACAGUUUUCGCGUGGGUUAUGCUAUCAAAGAACUUUUGUAUGCUUCGGAAGUUUGUAUAAGAAACACAAAUCGUACAAAUGCUAUUUAAUUUUCCAAUCCAAUUUUCCCAAUGAGAAACGAUAGAUGCAAGGUUAUUAAGAGACAAGCUUACCAGGACAGGCGAUUCAGGAUUGUUUACCUAUGUUUUAAUGCAAUCGUAGUGUUAGACUCACCAUCGUUUGUGAACAUUGAAGUUUUCCCUUCACACGUUUGGUGUACUUUCUUUCGUGCCUUCAGAUUGAUACAUAUUCUUCUGAAAAGGUCAUUGUACAUAUCGCUGUAUACUGUAGCAGGCUUAUAGGGAUUUUGUUUUAUUUAUUUAUUUUUAUUUUUAUUUUUCUGGUCUCUGUGAAAGGUUUUGUAUAUGUUUUGCUCUGUCACCACGCGAAGCAAACACAACGCGAUACUGUUAUUAAUUCGAUAAAGUGUGCAUGACAGGACAUUCAAGUCAAAUAAAGUCUCGAGGCAACUGGUGGUCGGUGCUGCUUUAUAAUUGAUAACCUGGACGACGAAAAGAUGGAGAGAAAUAAAUUUCUUGUUCUCAAC
Pomacea canaliculata is the source of this 2678-nucleotide messenger RNA. Its product is annotated as calponin-1-like. The record is from RefSeq and is a predicted model, not a curated record. Gene Ontology annotation, biological process: actomyosin structure organization. The transcript is spliced from 5 exons. The coding region runs from base 261 to 1565 and encodes 434 amino acids. Lineage: Eukaryota; Metazoa; Mollusca; Gastropoda; Architaenioglossa; Ampullariidae. Gene Ontology annotation, molecular function: actin binding.